UGAGGGACGUGCGUAGGCGGGACAUCCGCCUACGGCGUCCAAACAGGAGUGUUUUGUAUCCGUUGGAGGGAAAUUUAAUCAAAAUAGACACAACGCGCAUUUCUUCCAUGAUAUUGUUUUCUAAAGUGUACGUGGAACGUGUUUUUAUUUUUUUGUGAAUGAGACAAAUGACGAUUUUUUUUUUUGGGACAAGCGGUAAAAAAUGGAUGGAUGGAUGGACUUUCGACAACCGUGCGGUGACGACACUAUGGUAGUAGCUGUUAGCUUAGCUUGCUAGCUGCUAUGGCUAAUGCUGCUGGUUAGCAUUUGUCACUCCUGUUUGUGCCAAAACGCUACAAAUGGAGAAUAUUGUUGAUGUUUUGUAAACACAUUAUGUCGUCAUGGACCGUAAAAGCAGGAGGCUGGAUAGUCAACUGUGUGCAGCUGUAAAGACAGGAGAACCCAGAUCUGUGCAGCUACUUCUGUCCCAGGGUGCAAUCCCUGACGCUGUGGGAACUAAUGGGGUAGCUGCAAUACACUUGGCUGUGGGCAAAGAGACUGAAAAGAACUUGCGAUGCUUGAAACUGCUACUGCAACAUGGAGCUGACCCAAAUGUUAGAUCAUCAGAUGGCCUAACUCCAAUUCACAUUGCUGCGCUUUGGGGAUGUUAUCAAAACCUGAAGCUGCUUUUAACAAAUGGUGGGAACCCCAACAUAAAAGACAACGAAGGAAAUACACCAGUGGUGCUUGCAGAGCUAGAGGACAAUAGAAAAUGUGCUCAGCUUCUACAAGAUUACCUGCCCAGUUCUGCGAGCACAGAAGAGGAGGACUUGCCUCACUUCAAGUAUUCAUUAUAUUCCGACAACACGGACACAUCUGGCUAUCCUGAGUCCGACUACAGCUUCGGUUCCUACUCCUCGAUGAUAAGUGACCUUGGUGAAGCUCCUUUAAGCAGCACAAGGCGGUCAUCAUUUUUCAAACUUUCCAACUUAAAUGGGAGGCCAAAUUGCAAAGGAAUACUGCAUAACAGGCCCUCUGAUGUGUACACAGAAAAUAAACCUAAUCCACAUUGGAACACUUCUUUACACUGGUCAUCUGAAGAUGCCUCUUUAUUAUCAAGUACUCGCAUGUCCGCAGUAGGAGCCACUGCACCAGACCCUAAGGAUAAUGAUGUGUUUGCUACUGAUGAUGUGUUCCCUCCUGAGGGAAAUAUACCUACCGCUAUAACUGAUGGACCCAGUUCUCCCACUCAGCGCUAUGCUCUCCCUGCAAUUCUAUCCAAACGAGCGAGUCGAAAGAGCGUUAGCUUCUGUAAUGUCGAUGAGUAUUUUCCGGUUUUUAGUUCUGAAUCUCCAAAACAGACACUAGCUGUCAAUGAUACCCAGGCUGAAGGCUAUCUAUCAUUUGACCUGUCAGAGAACUCUGACUUCCUCUAUUCAGAGCAUUUUGCUACUGUUUUGCACAAGCUGGGCGUGGAUGUCACCUCGCCAGAUCAUGUCUAUGUUUUCUGCAGGGAGAGUAGUGAAAGCACAGAUGAGGCUUUGGAGAAAACAGUCAUCAGUCCCUGUACUUUGGAUGACAAUAAUUGUGAAAAGGUUUUAGAGGAUAUAAAGGCACCUCAGGAGAACAUACCAGAAAAGCCAACACAUUGCAGUGGGGCCGGCAGUAGUAGUGGUAGUAACUACAGUAGUUGUGAAAGUGACCAUUACACCAGCGCACUGGAUGUUUCCGUUCACCCCAAACUAUUGUCUGUAUCUGAGAAAACUGCUGCAGAAGUUCCAGAAGCUCAAAGUGAAUGUCCAGUUGAUGUUUGUAAGAUUGAUACAAUGGGCUUGGAUGGUCAUCUUCAUCCAAGCCCAGUUGUUUUAAAGGCUUGCGCUGAUCCUGGAGUAAUUACUUUAAGUAAAGACGAUCAGCCAUUGAAAAACAGUAAAUGUGAUUCCGUUGAAGCCGAAGAACUUACUUUUAUUUCAAGUCCAUUUGUAACAGGCAGGACACGAUCAAGGCAGAGUCGCUGCUCACUAAGGACAAGCAGCAACCCAGAAGACCUCUGUACGUCUUCCCUGUUUGAUGAAACUCUACCUAGACCGUUGCGAACACAACGCCUGACUCCCAGAUCUCAGAAUAGUAACAACUCCUAUAAUUCACCCCGGGUUCCAUGCUACACUCCAAACAAUUUGGACAGACAAGGGUCUGUGUCUGGAGACUACCCUAACACUCAGUUCAGUACCUUCAACGCUUGUGGGAGCUCGAGCCAAGCUGAUACUCUCAUCCUCACAAACAGAGACAGUGACACAGUUGAUCGAUCACAGACUUUCUGUGACACUGUUAUCUUGGAAGAAGAUGACCCCUCAAUGGAUUCCUAUGAAAGAAACCUAGCAGAGGUUAUUCAGGCCAUUCAUCAGCAAAAGCUAGGACGUUGUGAAAGCAGGGAUUUUUUGACUGAUGACGUGACAAAUUCAGAUGACACAACAAAGAAAGCAAAUGGAGCCCGUGAUGAAGGUUGCCAACAAAAGGAAAAUGUUUGGAUCACAGAGGAUGCUAAUUCUCUCCCAGAUUCUGUCUCAUCUUCAUCAAGUUCAAGCUAUUUUUCCCCAAGGAGGUCCAGGCAAGACUCCGACCUCCCGUGCACUUCAGGCACCGGAUGCACUCCCAGGUACAGCAUGAGCCGGCUAUCAACUAACCGCCGUUCGGAGCACCUGGCUAACCUAUCCUACACCCCUGGAGGGCGCCCACAUAUUGACGAUGUUGACAAACCAGUGGAGUACCUCUACACUGAUACAGAACAGGGCCACAAACUGAUCGAGACCCACAUUCCGCCUACAGCUAACACCUCACUCAGUUCCAGCAUGAGCACCACAAGCAGUGAGGAGACUAUCCUCUAUGACUGGUGCUCCAUGCAGUCCAACAACAGGGAGGGUAAGGAGAACCAGGAACCACAGAAGCAACCCCAAAACAAGAAAACCAAUGAGGCUGUGUGCAGAGUGUUUCAGGAAACCGAAGGGAUGACAGACAAGGAGCUGAGGCGUAAGCUUAUUGAGUUUGGAAAGAGUCCGGGCCCCAUUACUAGUCGAACCAGGCCAGUCUAUAUUCGAAGGCUGUGCUGCCUGCUGCAAGACUCACAUUACAAACCAUCAGAGCACCAAAAUCAAGUGGAACAACCCCAAACAGCACAUUUCGGUUAUAGCCCAGAACUAAAUUUGGCACUGAAGACUUUCAAGAUGCCCGUCUGCCAGGACGACGAGCAGGCUUUGUGCCAACAGUUUGACCAACCUAAUCCGAACAGAAAGUGGAGAGAAGGCUUCAUCAAGUCCAGCUUCAACUACCUGCUGCUCGACCCAAGAGUGACGAAAAACCUUCCAUUUCGGAGUCAAACUAUGACUACACAGGAGUGCUUCCAGGCAUUUGUCCAUGCUAUCUUUUAUGUGGGCAAAGGAAAACGCUCCCGCCCCUACAGCCAUCUUUAUGAGGCUUUGGAAUACUACAAAGGAGAUAAGACUUCGAAGAAACUGUGCCCCAAAGUUCAGCAAAUCCUUCAAGUAUGGAACGCCGAUCAGGGAGUCAUCUCUCUGCAUUGUUUCCAGAACGUCAUUCCGGUGGAGGCUUACACAAGAGAGGCCUGCAUGGUAGAGGCCAUCGGGUUGAAGAUGCUCACCAAUCAGAAGCGGGGAGACUUCUACGGCGUGGUAUCAAACUGGCAGUUGAAGAGAAAGCGUGAGCUGGGCGUCCACCUGCUCUACAGAGCCAUGCAGAUAUUUCUGGCUGAAGGUGAGAGACAGCUCCGACCAGCAGACAUCCGACAAUAAAAAAGAAAAAAUUACCUGAAGCUGAAAUGUAAUUAGAAUUUGACACAGACUUUGAUCCUGAUGAUCACAUGGACAUGUAGACACUCAUUUUUAAAAUUUUCUAAAAUGAUGUAUGAAUAAUGUAUUUACUCAUGAAUUACAGCCGUGUGGAAAAUCACUUCAAGAUAUCCUCCAGUGGGAUAGUUUUAUUCCUUAAUACUGCCUUUUUAUAUUGUAAUGUAUUUGUAGCCUUUUCAGGCAGGUCAGUCAAGCCCUGCUUAAUUAGUGUAAUUCUAGUACGAAUGCAGUUCUCCGCUUUGUAAAUCUCAAUCAUGCAAGCAGACAUAAAUUCUGUAACCUUGGUUUCACUCCCACAAUUAGCCACAUAUAAUCAGCACUAGUAUUAGCAAUCGCUUGAUAGGAGUUUUCACUAAUUAUGUAUCAUGGAUAACAUUCUCAAACAAUUCAAGAGCAGAUGUCAUCAACUAAUAUUCACGCAACAUGAAUUCAUUACAUAGAACACACAUUGCUAAGGAUUGAAAGCCUGGAAAUGGUUAUGUUUUGAUCGAAGUACUAUAUAAUUAUUAGUGAUGGUUCAAUUGAUACUGUGGUUUUUGUCUCUAUCAACGAUCUGAAUGGAAGUAAAAAAAAAAAAAUCCAAAGUGUGGCAUAAUUUUGAUCUUACAGUGCCAAAAAUGGUAGAUGUUCUUCUUUUCCUGUUUACCUUUUGGCUCAUUGACCAGAGUUGUGCCUUUCUUAUUCCUUUCUGCGCAGCUAAUCGUUUUUAAAAAACAAAAACAAUAUUUGCUAACUGUUAAAUUGAUUUGCAGGUCAGGUUUGAGCAUUAUGAAACACUAACAUAGUAUCAGUGCAGUGUCAAUACAGCUGAUACUGAGGCAUUGUUUACCCAUCACUAGUAAUUAUUGACUGACCGCAAUAUUGACAUUAGACAGUAUUCAAACAAAUGUAAGGCAUGCUUUGUUUUGUUUCAUCAUGUUUCAUAAUUUAGGUAUUGUUCAAAAGUGAAUCCCUUACAAUUUGUAUACUGAAACGUAGAGCUUUGUUUAUAAGAGGCUAGCUGCUAUGUAGCAUUAGAUUGAAUUAUUGUUUUUUUAAAAAUGGUAAAAUGUUUACAUGGUUUGACUUUGUGUUUUCUGUUAUUUUUUAUUUCAAAAAAAUCAGGUAAGCGCCCACUAAAAUAAACAUGAUUGGGUUUGUAUAACUGGAUGUAUAACACUGUAAUUAUGAUAUGAACUUAUUUGUAGACAAUAGUAUAGCGUGAUAUAGGUUAUUUGUUUCAGACAUGCUUAUUGAUAAGUUACAUUAAGGAAAAUCACAUGGUUACAUUUGCACCAUUAAACAUGUAUGAGAAGGAGUAGGAACAAGCAGAGCUUAUUUAAUCCUACCCCUUCUCUAUGUAUGUUACCGAUAGUUCAUCUACACCAUCAUUUUUACAUUAUGUUUAUAUGGUGUAAUCAAAAAGACAAAUGAACCCUCACUGCUACAUCAUUUUUUAGAAUUAGUCAAAAGUCUUUCUUUGUCGUUGUUUAUGAAUUGUACUUUCUUGUUUUUGUAACCUGCUAUCCUUUGUAUAAAGAAAAAAACAA
Messenger RNA from Entelurus aequoreus (snake pipefish), 5371 nucleotides. It is a transcript of the gene ankle1, whose product is annotated as ankyrin repeat and LEM domain containing 1. Gene Ontology annotation, molecular function: endonuclease activity; protein binding. The transcript has 9 exons. The record is from RefSeq and is a predicted model, not a curated record. Lineage: Eukaryota; Metazoa; Chordata; Actinopteri; Syngnathiformes; Syngnathidae. The coding region runs from base 381 to 3785 and encodes 1134 amino acids.